This is a messenger RNA of Arabis nemorensis, 495 nucleotides long. NCBI's taxonomy places the organism in Eukaryota, Viridiplantae, Streptophyta, Magnoliopsida, Brassicales, Brassicaceae. The record is from the annotation of a GenBank genome assembly.
AUGACAGAUCAGAGUCACAAACCAAGCGGCGCCGUCGUGAUUCGCCAAGUAUGGGCGAAGAAUCUCGAAUCGGAGUUUGAUUUGAUAAGCCGGAUCAUCGACGAUUAUCCGUUUAUCUCGAUGGACACAGAGUUUCCCGGCGUCAUUUUUAAGGCCGAUCUCCGCCGUGGAAACCCCCUCGAUCUCUACACUAUACUCAAAUCGAACGUCGACGCGCUCAGCCUCAUCCAGGUCGGUCUUACUCUCUCCGACGUUGACGGAAACCUCCCGGAUCUCGGCGAUGACGCUGGCCGACGAUUCAUAUGGGAGUUUAAUUUCAAGGAUUUCGACGUGGCGCGUGACGCACACGCUCCGGAUUUGAUCGAGCUUCUUCGUUCAGGGGAUCGAUUUCGAGCGGAACCUCCGCGACGGUGUGGAUUCAGAGAGGUUUACGGAGCUGAUGAUGUCGUCGGGGCUUGUCUGCAACGAGGAGGUGAGCUGGGUGACUUUCCAUAG